AUGGCACAAUGCGACUAUAAUUUUCAUCUUUCAUUACUCGAUACUUUUCAUAUUGUGCAUAAUCAUUUAUUAGUAUUUAAAGGAGAGAUAAUUUGUUUGAUAUGUCAUCAAUGUCAAAUAUUUAUUUCUGCAGCUAUUGUUAAGCAUAUGAUACCUAUUGACGACAUUAAUAUUGUUAAAAGUGCAUCACAUCUACAUACGAAUACUGGCAAAGUAGUCAAAAAUCAUGGAUCUUUAUCUGAUGAUAUAAUUGAAUUAAAUAUUGGUGGUCAAAAAAUGACUACAUUACGCUCGACAUUGACUGCUGUACCUAAUUCAAAACUAGCUUUAAUGUUUAGCAAAGAAAAUAUGAACAAGACAUUAUCUUUAGAUAAACAAGGUGCAAUAUUUUUUGAUUAUAAUCCAAUUUAUUUUAAUUAUUUACUUGAUCAAUUACGAAUAAUCAAACGAAUGUCAAAUAUAUCAGGAUAUCAACUACAACUUUCAUCACCAUUCAUUAACACACACAUAAACUUUACACAUAUGCUUAUUGACCUUGGACUAACACCUGAUCAUUUUUUAUCACCAAUGGAAGGUACACAUAUUAACUUGACUGUAAAAUCUCUCAUUGGUUGGAAAGAAUGUUAUCGUAGUACAUAUAAUGUAUCAUUUGAUUUAUCUAUAUUAACAAAAUUUUGUAAUGGUAGUCGACUUCUUGUUGCUUGUCGUUCAGUUAAUAAUAAAAAAAUACUCACUCUAGCAGGCAUUGGACAACGUGAAGAUAUUCUACAUCCAUGUUUACCAAAACAAUGCAAAACUAAUGGUAAAUCUAUGAAGUUAAACAAGAAAUUCAUAUGUUCAUCACAUCAUCAAUGUAUUACUCAAGCUAAACGUGGUGUUGGAUGGUAUCAUGUGAAUAAUCAAACUUGGGGUUUUGUACGUGGUUCUUUAUCAUUUGUUGUUAAUCCAUGCGAUUCAAGUAAUUUAGAUUCUGAUUAUCGACUUUGUUGGACACUUCAAUCAAAUGUCAAAAAGAUUAGUGGUGAUAGAUGUGGUAGCACACAAAAUUUACAAAAAUCAAAUCAAUGGGAACGUCUUAUUUAUUAUAUUAAUUAA
Molecule: messenger RNA, 1095 nt
Organism: Rotaria sp. Silwood1
Lineage: Eukaryota; Metazoa; Rotifera; Eurotatoria; Philodinida; Philodinidae
Source: the annotation of a GenBank genome assembly